This is a messenger RNA of Xyrauchen texanus (razorback sucker), 7395 nucleotides long. Its product is annotated as A disintegrin and metalloproteinase with thrombospondin motifs 5-like. Gene Ontology annotation, molecular function: metalloendopeptidase activity; zinc ion binding. The coding region runs from base 207 to 2957 and encodes 916 amino acids. The record is from RefSeq and is a predicted model, not a curated record. Lineage: Eukaryota; Metazoa; Chordata; Actinopteri; Cypriniformes; Catostomidae. The transcript has 8 exons. Gene Ontology annotation, biological process: extracellular matrix organization; proteolysis.
UCAUCCUGCUUUUCUUUGCUUUCAUUUAUUUCCUGGCUCGUCUUCAUCCUUUGGAGUUUGGAACGCGUGAGAUGCGCACCGGGAGCAGUUCUUCAUCCCAGUCCUCUUAAAUCUCGAUUUUGGAUUAUAAUGUCUCCAAAAGUUUCCCAAAUUGUGUUGUGUGACUAAAACACAUCGGACUAAAUUACAUUUCUGCAGCGAAUGGCAUGAUGUUGCGGAAUGCUUUGUUGUUUUGGCUUAUAAUAUGUGUAAUAUACUACGCGUCAGGCUACUCUGGCGCUUCCGUUGCGUUUAGCGCGUUCUCUCCACCUGCGAACGCGUCGCUCCGCACACCUGCCAACCGGAGCGCCGGUCUCGUGCGGGAUGUGGACCGUAUAUAUUACGGCGGAGGAAAAGCCGGUUAUCUUGUUUACAUGGACGAGCAGCGCUUUCAGCUGGAUAUGGAGCGGGAUGAGUCGAUAUUGUUUCGUCACGUCAGUGCGCGACCGCGCAGGGAAUGCGUUUACCGCGGCACCGUGAAUUCAAACGCGGAGUCCCUGGCCGUUUUUAAUCUGUGUGGCGGCGGACUUGAUGGAUUUUUCGCCGUCGAUCACGCGCGUUACACCAUCACGCCGCUCAUGCGAGCGAAAGGUCACGAGAACGACGCGCACAUAGUCGGGAACGCCGACGCGACGCGCGCGCUCCACUAUUACACCCGUGAGCGCUUCAGUUUCGAAGCGAUGCCCGCGCGUCACAGCUGCGGCACGCGUGACAGAAAAAGACGCAAGCGGAACGGUAGAGGGAAGUGGAACAGCCACCGUCGGGAUUUUAUUGAGUUGGAUGAGAGCGCGCGCGGGAGGAGAUGGUGGACAAAGUUUACGAAGCCGAUGACGCGACGCAAGAGGUCCGUGUCUCGCGCACGACACGUGGAGCUGCUGCUGGUCGCGGACGACUCUAUGGUGAAGAAAUACGGAAAGGACCUGCAUCACUACCUGUUGACGCUCGCGUCCAUCGCGUCCAAACUCUACGGCCACGCCAGCAUCGAAAACCCCAUCCGUUUGUCGGUGGUGAAAGUCGCCAUUCUGACAGAGCACGAGAAGGGGAUCGACGUAUCCAAAAACGCCGCCGCGACGCUCAGGAGCUUCUGUAAGUGGCAGAAUCAGCAGAAUCCGUUAGAUGACGAUGACCAGCAUCAUCAUGACGCGGCCAUCCUCUUCACCAGGCAGGAUCUGUGCGGGCAUCACUCAUGUGACACACUUGGCAUGGCAGACGUGGGCACCGUGUGUUCUCCAGAGAGAAGCUGCGCGAUCAUUGAAGACGACGGCCUACAUGCCUCCUUUACUGUGGCGCAUGAGAUCGGGCAUCUGUUGGGUUUGUCUCAUGACGAUUCAAAGUUCUGUGAAGAACGUUUCGGCUCCUCUGAAGAGAAACGUCUCAUGUCGUCUAUACUGACCUCUAUAGACGCUUCUAAACCCUGGAGUCGCUGUACGUCUUCUACGAUCACGGACUUCUUCGAUGACGGCCACGCCGAGUGUCUGUUGGACUCGCCUCGUCAGGCUCUUCUCGGUCCAGAAGAGUUGCCGGGUCAGAGAUACGACGCCUUACAGCAGUGCCGUUUAGCAUUUGGCCCGGAGUACGGCAUGUGCCCGGGCAUGGAUGUGUGUGCCCGUCUGUGGUGUUCAGUCAUCAGGAAGGGGCAGAUGGUUUGUCUGACGAAGAAACUGCCCGCUGUAGAGGGCACGCCGUGCAGCAGCGGCCGGAUCUGUCUACAGGGGAAGUGUGUGGACAAAACCCGCAAGAGACACUACUCGACGUCUAAUCAUGGCAGCUGGAGCUCUUGGGGUCCGUGGGGUUCGUGUUCACGUACAUGUGGUGGUGGCGUGCAGUUUGCGCAUCGUUUGUGCAACAAUCCCCCUCCUCGCAACAACGGCCGUUACUGCACUGGAAAGAGAGCGGUCUAUCGGUCGUGUAAUGUCAUGCCGUGUCCUUCAGCGAGUAAGAGUUUUAGACAGGAACAGUGUGAAGUUCGGAACGGCCCCCAGACCGACCCGAAAGGAGUGAAGACGUUUGUGGAAUGGGUGCCCAAAUUUGCCGGCGUCCUUCCUAAAGACGUGUGCAAACUGACCUGCAGGGCGAAAGGAACGGGAUACUAUAUAUUGUUCUCACAGCGGGUGAUUGAUGGGACAGAAUGCAGACCGUACAGCAGUUCAGUGUGUGUGAAAGGGAAGUGUGUUCGCACCGGAUGUGAUGGAAUUAUCGGCUCUAAACUUCAAUAUGACAAGUGCGGCAUCUGCGGGGGGGACGGGAACAGCUGCGUCAAAGUGGCUGGAAAUUUCACCAAGAAGAGUAAGGGCUACACUGAUGUCGUGAAGGUCCCAGAGGGCUCGACACACCUCAAAGUACGACAGUACAAACCCAAAGGCCAGACAAGUUACACGGCUUACCUCUCUCUGCGUCGCCCUGGUGGAGAAUACCUUCUGAAUGGCAAGUUCAUGAUCCUUACCUCUGAGACCAUUAUCCCCCUCAAUGGAUCCGUCCUCAACUACAGUGGGUGGAGUCAGCGAGAUGACGCCUUUCACAGCAUGGGCCCCGGAGCUCUACAAGAGAGUCUGGUGGUGCAGAUUCUGGCCACAGACUCUAAGAAGCCACUAGAUAUCCGCUACAGUUUCUUCAUGCCACGUAAAAUUCCACUUCCACCUCGGACGUCUCUCGCGUCCUCGGCCGCCGCCGAGGCAUUGUCGUCACCGGAGGUCUUGAUGUUUACUACCAAGGUUCCUUUCACGACAGAGCCUCCAACAACGAUGUCCACGGGCCCGCGAUGGGUGACAGGAUCGUGGAUGACAUGCUCCAGAACUUGUGAUACGGGUUGGCAGAGUCGCACAGUGCAAUGCAAGGACCCGCAUGGAAAGCUGGCCAAGGGUUGCCUGCUCACUGCUAGACCCUCAGUGUUCAAACACUGCCUGAUUAAAAAGUGUUGAGGAUCUCUCAAUAAAACGAAAUAAGGAAGUACCUUGUUCCUUGUCGACCGUGUCGAGUGUUCAGCUGAGACACGGUCUCGAUGGAGCACAUGGACGCUUACAUGACUGACCUGUCACAGCUCCUGUUAGACUUGGAGUUGUUUUUAUAAAUGCUGUUCCUUGCUCUAAACACAUUCACUGGGGAGUUCAGCUAGUGUUCAGAAUUGUGACUUGGACGCGAAUUUCCAGCUCUUGCCUCAAAUGUGGCAAAAUGACCUGCGAACUGGUCACUCGAAGCAGCUUAGCCCCUUUUGGCAAAGCCACGGCCAAUUUUCUCAUGACACACCCAGUUGCAAUCAUUCCACUUAUGGGACCAGUGCAAAGCUAGGAAAAUUGGACAAAACCAUGCCCCUUAACACAGCCUACUUAAAGGUCCACAGCCCUUUAAAUCGCUGCAGGUCGCUGUACUUUUGCUAUCAGGAAUUCAAACACAGUUUCUAACUGUAUCAAGCCAUCGAUUUCACGAGCAGCACUGUCUGCACUCCCACUGUCCAUUGUUAUUUUUACAUCGCUGCUCAUUUGCAUAAAGUAAAAUUGAGCUCAACUUUGUCGCAUCACCAAAAGUUGCUGUACAGAAUGUCACCUCAAGUCACCAACUUUCAUUGAAGACUUCUCAUCACAUUGUUGCAGCAAAUCGCUAUGUGAAUGUCCUAUCAAGGGUCCACAACCCUACAUAGAGUCCAGUGCAUUUCUAAGAUCUUCCAUUACAAAAGAACCUAUGACUUCAGUGGAAAGCUGAUCUUCUAGGGUUAACCUUCCAGGAAUCACUCAGUUAUUGCCUUCAGAAAAGUCAGUACGCUUACCACAUCCGUGACUACGACUGAAUGUCUGUUCCUUUCUCAGUUUCAGGGUUUUGGGGACAAAUUAUGUUGAUGACAUUGCUAAUGUAUGUAUGUACUGUAUAUAUAUAUAUGUUCCACUAUUGUUAAUGUCUGUUUGAGUCAUAGAUUUUGGGUAUACUUUGUUUUUCUGCAUGCUAUUCCAUCGUGUGCAUGGUCGAGCGCUCGGCCUGUCAAAGUACCCUCUUUUAACGACGAGUACGUACGAACGUAAUCGCCACAUGCACACUAUGACUAAUUUGUGAUACUCUUUUGCGCAGUCAACUCCAGGCGCAUGUGUGAGACUAGCGGCACGAGGACAACCGAAGUAUACAUUGCCUUCAAGCUCCACCAAUGAAUUGAUCUUCCUCUCUAUGAUAAAAUAGACACACUGUUGCAUUGAUAAAUUCACACACCCCUUGCAGAAUCUUGAAGAUGUUUCGUAUAUUUUUAUUACAAAUCGUAAAAAUGGUCUUUUGUUUAUUAGGUACUAUUUCAGAAGAAGCUGCAUAACAGAUAUCUAAGUAGAUUCUACAAAAACACUGGGUCUUUUCCAAAACCGCUUUAAGACAUCAUAGGCGUGCUCCCGACCCAUAGGCUGUUUUUAAAAGGUAGGCAAGGUAGAUACUUAGCACCAUACACUGAUGAGCCAAAUCAUUAUGACCACCUGCCUAAUAUGAUUAUGGUCGUCUGCGGGCCACCAAAACAGUGUUGACUCACUGAAGCAGGGACUCUACAAGACCUCUCAAGGUGUCCUGUGGUAUCUGGCACCAAGACAUUAGCAGAAGAUCCUUUAAGUAAGUUGUGAGGUGGACCCGCCAUGGAUCGGACUUGAUGGCGACUUGUUGUUCCAGAACAUUCCACAGAUGCUCAAUCGGAUUGAGAUUUGGGAAAUUUGGAGGCCAGGGCAACACCUUGAACUCUUCAUUAUGUUCCAUAAACCAUUCCCGAACAAUGUGUGCAGUGUGGCAGGGUGCCUUAUCCUGCUGAAAGAGGCCAUUACCGUUGCCAUGAAGGGGUGUACCUGGUCUGCAACUAUGUUUAGGUAGGUGGCACACUUCAAAUUGACAUCCACAUGAAUGGCAGUGACGGCAAGCCUUUGGGCACCCAAUACCCUGUCGCCGGUUUGUUGUUUGUCCCUCCCUUGACCACUGUCGGUAUGUACUCACAUCUGCUAACCGUGAGCUCCCCAAAGUCUUGCUGUUUCAGAGAUGCUCUGAUCCAGUUGUCAGGCCAUAACAAUUUGGCCCUUGUCAAAGCCACUCAGGUCUUCACUCCUGCCCAUCACGUUGACUAUGAGAACUGAUUGUUCGCUUACCAUCUAAUCCACCCAGACCUUAACAUGUGGCCUUGUUAGGACAUGAUCAACGUUAUUCGCUUCACCUGUGAGUGGUCAUAAUGUUAGGGCUCAUCUGUGUACUGUAUGUAUCCUUCCCAGGGUAGACAAUACUUUUUGUUGUUCCUCUUGCAUCACCUGUAUUGAAAUCCAUUGCGAGUCGAGUCGAGUCUCCUGUGCCAUAUGAAUGAUACGUGGAUUUGCUGCCCAUUCCCGUGUGCAAUGUAGGCAGGAGACAGCAAGGCUUGGAACAGGUUUUGGAACAGACCCAAAAUUAUUACAGAAGUUUCCCAACUUAUCCUCUUGAAAAAUGUACAGACUCUUGGUUCGUAAUAGUUUGUGUUGCCUCCUCGAGCAUCAAUGACUGUUUAGAAGCAUUUUGUGAUAGUUGUGCAUCAGUCUCUGAAUUGUCCAGCAUGACAAAGCUGGACCAAGGAAACUAAAAAAACAUGCAAAAUGUGAACAACUAUCACAAAAGGCUUCAAACUGUCAGUGGUGCUCCUGGACGUAACACAUGAUAUUAAUGCUGCAUUCCAUUUGACUCGGAAAGUCGGAAUUUCCAACUUCUUACAAGGAAAAUUGCAACUGAUUGGCACAUAAAGUCAGACUUCCAACUUGGAAACUUGUGCAGAAAUCUUCAUUUCCGAUUUCACGUUUUUUAUUUUAUUUUUAACUUUAAACUUUUGACCACCAAAUCAAAGUCAGUUGGUGUAACCAACAUGCAGGUAGACAUUAUUUUGUCAUAUAAAAAAACCUAAAACUUUAGACCCUCUUGAACUGUGUUAGCUGUUUUGAAAAAAUAUGAUAUUUUAGAAUAUACAGUAUGACACUUGACAUUUUCUCAUUAGAUAUAUUUUUGGUAGAAAUUGCUUUAAAUGUUUUUUUAAAAAUGUAUGAAUCCAACACGUGAAUUAUCUCAAUAAGGAAAACCUUUGGGGGGGGUCUGUGUAUGUCAGCGAGUAUUGACGCUGACUAUCACACCUGGAGUUUGAAUCCAGGGCGUGCUGAGUGACUCCAGUCAGGUCUCCUUAGCAACCAAAUUGGCCCGGUUGCUAGGGAGGGUAGAGUCACAUGGGGUAACCUCCUCGUGGUGGUGAUUAUUGGUUCUCUCAAUGGGGCGUGUGGUGAGUUGUGUGUGGAUCGUGGAGAGUAGCAUGAGCCUCCACAUGCUGUGAGUCUCCGCGGUGUCAUGCACAAUGAGUCACGUGAUCAGAUGCGCCGAUUGACGGUCUUGAGCGACUGAGACUCGUCCUCCGCCACCCAGAUUGAGUUAUGGUGCCACCACGAGGACCUACUAAGUAGUGGGAAUUGUGCAUUCUGAAUUGGGAGAAACAAAUAAAAACUAAAUAAAUAAAAAUAAGAGAAAACAUAUUUGUCAACGACCCUCAUGUAAAUAUCAGUUAUGUCAAAUAGCUUCAUGUAGGCAGUACUAAAUACUAAAUAAAAAACAAAAGCAAAGACUGAUUUGUAAAUGCAUGUAUGAGUCAUGACGAUUCAUCAUUUAUCUGUUUAGAAGGACGAUGUGUGCCCUGGACUCGCAUGAACACCAGCCAAUCAUACGCUCUGUUUAAAAUCAUGUGACACACUUCAGUUUAAUCUUCACUUCCUGUUUGAAGCAUUGAAGGAUGCUGAAUCAAACAUAUGUGAUAUAUGCGCAAACAAACAGGUUCAGUUUAUGACCAGCAGCUCAGAUGCAUCUCUGUUGAAGCUGCUGAUUCAUCUCAGCACAGAUCCAUGUAAUUCAUUUCAUUUUUGUGUAUUUUAGUGGACUGUUUUCACAUGUUCACAUCAUGUAUGCAGUACUGUCUCAUUGGGUUUCACUGAAAAUACAGAGCACUGAUUUUAUAAUUUAUUAUUUGUACAACUGGUAUGUGAAAAAAAGAAAACACAUCAUGAAUUAUUUAUUGUAAUGGUCAUUUUGUCUCAUAAUUACUAUUUAACGAGGAGUAUGACUGACAGAAUAGUUUCAUUUGAAGAUUUUUUUUUUUCUAGCCAUCUUCAUGACUAUAUAUACAGUAUAUGUAUAUAAAACAAAUCGUUAUAUUUAAAAGUUUACGUUUGAUUGAUUCUUUUGUUGUCAAUGUCGUCUCACUGGAGAUGUGUUUGUUUAGUUAGUUUCACUCGCUUUUCACAUGGAACUAAUAAUGAUAGUGAUGUUUGUCACAUAUAUCACUAAUCAAAUUCAAUGCAAUAUUAGACCUACAAAGCACUGCUUUCACUGAAACCUCUAUUAAACAAUAAACUA